Molecule: messenger RNA, 11998 nt
Organism: Pseudomyrmex gracilis
Lineage: Eukaryota; Metazoa; Arthropoda; Insecta; Hymenoptera; Formicidae
Gene: puf
Product: ubiquitin carboxyl-terminal hydrolase 34
Exons: 10
Coding region: 500-10975 (3491 amino acids)
Biological process (GO): protein deubiquitination
Cellular component (GO): nucleus; cytosol
Molecular function (GO): cysteine-type deubiquitinase activity; cysteine-type endopeptidase activity
Source: RefSeq, a predicted model, not a curated record
UUCCUCGAUACACACAGUGGCGUUUUUCUCGCCCGCACAAUUCUCUCUUUCUCUUUCUGUCUUUCUCUCUCUCUCUCUCUCUCUUUCUCUCUCUCUUAACCUAACGCACCCGCGUGCUCGCGGCUUCCCUUCGCGAGGAACCGAACGACCCGACCCCCGUGUCCCAUCGGGAAGACGUCGUCGGGACGUAAUGUCGAAGAGUAGCGCGCGUUUACUCCUCGCUGUGGAGUGGAGCGUCCUAUAACCUUAAUCGCUCGUCCCCUUUUUUUGUUUGGGACACCUCGACGAGAGGCGUCGAACGCGCAGCGAUUUCAGCGCUUUGUAUUCGGCGAACGCAUACAAUCUCUCUCUCUCUCUCUCUCUCUUUUUGUCUCUCUCGCACGUCCACGUUAAAUCGCGACUCCAGCACGAGGAAGGAUUGCGGGGACAACCUUUGGUCUCAUUGUUGAAUGGCGGAGUGGAAAUCUCGAAUCGAACAUGUGGCACGACAAGCGCAACAAUGUAUAUAACGUUAGCGAUUCCCGGAAACGACUCGCGCGUCGCACGGAAAAAAAAAAAAAAACAAAUAAAACAGAGAUGCAACGAGAGAUUAUCCGAUGAUAAAUUUUUUUUACGUAACGAGGAGGUAAAUUUUAAUUUUGCAAUUCUCGUUUGUUUUUGUUUUGUUUUUGUAGUUGACGAACGAUCGUCGAAGGAACAAGAUGCGUUGGCGACAUUGUGCGUAACGGAUGUGGACACGACGCUACAUUAUGUGAACCAAUGGGUGCAAAGACAAUGUAUGUGCUGUUAUCGCGAGAUCAAGAACUUCGACCGAUUCAUAAGGCUGACCCAGAGCGUUGUGCUCUGCACGCUGCAACAGUUGCAAGCUAUACAGCAAAAUGAGCAGCGAGACGAGGCCGCCAAGGAGGUGUCCAAGGAGGGAAAGGAUGAGGAUGAGAAGAACGUUAAACGAAAAUCGGGGGACAAUGCGGAUCAGGCGCAAGCGUCGGAAGUCAGCCCGACGAAACAGACCUGGUCGCAACAGGACAGAGAGCGAUUGUUUCAUCUUCUUUCGAAAAUUUUUUUACUCAACUUCCCACUCUACAUCGCCAUGAAGCACGGCGGCGUGAUAAAUCCUCUUGCUCCUGUUAAGGACGAAGGCGGUUAUUGCGAGCCGCACGAUCCGGAAGUACCGGCGCCGCUGAUUCGCGCGGUGUCCAUAUUUUGCCACCAAGGCGGAUUUAAUUUGAUGUCAGCUUGCUUCGACAUGGAAAGCACACUGCCCGUUAGCCUCGCGCACUCGAUGGUUGCCGUUAUUUGCAAUCUGAAACUUUGGUUGAACUACGCGAGCGUGAUUCAAUUGUUUAUACCGUUGCGCAGUCGCGUUAUGAAGUACAUGUGUCGCUUGGGGGACAAGGAACUGCGCACACCUGCCGUCAGAACCAUGGCAGACUUCAUGUGGAGCGCGGUGAAGGAUCCGAUCGACGCAGUUUUGCCAAGUUUCGAUCGGGACGGACUUGAUUUGGCAUUUAAAUAUUUCACCAGCACGACCCUGACCAUGAGAUUGGCCGGUGUCGCGCAGAUAAAUGCUCACAUUACCGCGUCGAACGAGCUCUGCAACAGCGAAACUGUUGCCGAGGUCGAGCAAGUGGGACACGCGCUCGCUGCCUGGCUGACGGAGAACAACAUCAUAACCCACAUAUUCGGACCAAAUCUACACGUAGAAGUCAUUAAGCAGAGUCAUAUUAUAUUAAGUUUCUUAGCGAUGGAAGGUAGAAUCACAUCCUCGGACAUGGACACCAUGUGGCAGGCCGCGCAACUUAAACACUGCGGCCGUCCGGUGUACGAUCUGUUGGCGCCCUUGGUCAAACAUCUAGCCCCCACACCCGUGCUUCAUCUGUACUCCCUUCUGGGCAAAUUAGAACCCAAGGACCACACAGAACAAAGUUUGUUUUUAGCGUCAGCCUUGAUCAAAUUCAUUUGGACGUCCGGUCGCUCGGCUUAUCCGAGAGGUCUGGUGAUGAAAAACAGAGAAAUUCUGAGAAGCACCAGCGGAGUGGGCGGGAGUAGUAGUAGCGAUCCGAGCGGGAUGGACGGCAGCAGCCCGGAAGAUGACGAGGAAGAACCCAGCCCGACGUUGUCCGACGGACCGUCGCCUAGAAAGCAAGCUAGAACUGACAGCAGCGACGGCGAAGGUCAUUACAAAGGGAAAACUCUGACCACCACCACGAUCGAGUCGAGUCUCAACGAGAUCGAAAGUCUGAAUUCCGAUAAAUUUGAAUAUAACAGGGAAUUGAUUAAGGACACGUCGACGAGCGCUGUCCGAGACGAGGUAAAGAAUAAACAAAGCGGAUCGGACGCUGAAGCCGACACAGAAAAGUCCAAUACGGAAGAGACCUUCGUGCACGAAAAGAAAAAGAGGAAAAUCCUGCGCAAACGAAAGAGACCGCAAAAACGAUCUUUGAGCGCCGUUGAGAAAACAUUGGAAGACAUCGUUGGCCAAGACGUUAAUAUGAAAUCGAAGGAUUUGCUCGCUGAUGCGAAAAGCAGAACGGAAGAUGUGUUGAACGGCAGCUUGGACGUGGGCGCUUUGGCUUCCUUGGACGAACCAAAAGGUAUUGACGCGUUAGAUCGCGUCAAGCAACAAGCAAUGGCUUUGGAUCCAAAUGAUCAACAAGUUCCCACUACGGCGGCGUUGCUGAGACGGGCCAACAAAAACAAAUACAGCAUGUCCAUAGUAGGAUACAACGUGGAUCGAGCCGAUUCCGCGGACAGUUCGCACGACGACGAUAGUGAUGUAGCCGGAGUGCUCGCCGCCGCGGACGGUCCGGGUGCGGUUAUAUCCGAGCUCGCUGGAUUGGUGCAUGCUACUGGUCCCACGUUUCUGCCCUCGGGGUUGGACGAGAUGCUGUCUGACGAAGAGGGCUCGUACAGUAGCAGAAUAUCGAACAAAAGUGAGAAGAACAUGGCCGAUUUUGAUGGCGAGGAAAGCGGCUGCGAAGAAGAACUGGCCCAGUUGGCUGCGCGUCAUCUCACCGCCAUCCAAAUGCAGGCCUAUCAUCCUCAUCAUUCGCACUCGGCCAUGACGACUAUGAGGAGAUCGGUUUGUCAACCGCCACAAGUGCGAGCUGCUCGACAAACCGCCACGAGGUUGAGCUCGCAAUUUAACUUGGACACAGUUUGCAAACCGGGCAACACAUUAUUGUGGGAUCUUCUUCAAGACGAUAAAAUAGGCCAGUUAGGAGAAGGCCUGGCCUUGGAAGCAGAGAAAGCUCUGUGCAAUCUUCUUUGCUUCAAUGUCGAUCGCUUAAUUCCAAUGAAAUUCAUAGAAGGCUGUUUAGAGAAUUUAGCGACUAAUCGCUCUGUAGUAGUUUCUCUAAGACUGUUGCCGAAGCUGCUCGCGAGUUUCCAGCAAUUCGGUGCAAUGGACGCGCACACAAUCACGACCUGGGCUGAUCGCGAGCGUGGAAUGAUGAAGCAUUUCUUCAAUAAUCUCAAGACGUACACUAGCACGGGGCCGAAAAGUAAUUUAUAUUCGCAUCAAACGGAAAUACAAGUUAGGCUGCAAUUUCUGUCGUCGAUCUUCUCGCCUUUGGGUUCGCCCGACUGCUUUCGCUUGAGUCUUGAACAAGUAGACAUAUUGUGGCAGUGUUUGUCGCAAGACCCGAUCUGUGCGGACGAGCUCUUCAGUUGGUUGCUCAGUCAAGCAAAAUCUACGGAGCAACACGCUUUAGGAAUGGACACGCUUAAACAUCUGUGCAUGCGCAAAUUGCCGAGUUUACCACCGGAGACUAUCAGCAUGACGGGCUUGAGUCUGUUUCAACAAUUGUGUAACCUGGCGCGCCUGGCCGCGGCGCAUUUAGACAGACCGCUGAGGGACGUAGACUCGGUAGGCAUGGACUUUCUGUGGCGAAUCGCUCUCAAAGCAAAAAGCACAGAUGUUAGUAUGGCAGCUAUACAAUAUCUCAAUGGUUACUACAUGUCGCGACAACUGACGCAAGAAGCAGAAUUCGUUUCGCAGUGCAUGAUGCAUCUCGCAGCGGCCAGCGCCGAUCUCGAAACAAACGAAGAGGCUAGUUUACGCUGCAUACAACGCGCUCUGCUUCUGCUGAGAACACAUUUGGAAGCUUUUCGAAAACGAUACGCCUAUCACUUGCGUCGCUGGGUGCUAGAAGGUAGAGGCGCGGCGAGUCACGUAGCUAUGAACACAUCCGAAAAGGGCCAACAAUUAAGAAUCUUCGUGCAACCCGCUGGUAUACCGGAAAAGACAAGCUUCACUCUCCUUAACACGGACUAUGUGGCGGACCUACGUGCUGAAGUGGCUAAGUGGUGGGACGAUACACAGAACGCUCAAGAAAAAUCCACAACUUCUGCGAAUGCUGCUCAGAACGGUGGAUCAGUCUUGGGAUCGUUACUUACCGACGGUCCUAUCAGAAUGAUAACUCAAGGUCAAGAGUUGACCAUCGAAUUCGACGAAAAGACAUUGCAAGAGAUGGGUUUUAAAGACGGACAAUUGGUAUUUAUUUCACCUGGCGCUAGUAGAAGUAACAGCGGCGGUGGUCGUUGCAGCAAGCGAGACAUUGACUCGCCAUCGUUAUUACCACCUCCGCCUAGAGACUCCUUGCCGACCUUGCUGUUGCUUCGACCGCAGUACUUCGAGCAAUUGUUCACGCUCAUGAGGACUCUCAGCGCUAUGAGAACGACCGUGAAAGGUGGCCAAGAGAUUCCUCAUACGAAGGCUCAAGUGCUCUCGCGCAGAGUUUGGGACACGCUCACCUUGUUGCCCACAAGUCCGACUCUGCUGCGAGGUUUUCAGAAACUCGGCGAGACAUCUCUUCAGGAAUUGCUCGAUCCAGCGAGUCCGCAGAAACUGAUGUACUCUCUUUACAUAGUCGAAUCCUUAAGCCGACGAGGCACAACGAAUCAAUCGUCGUCUAAUAACACAGCCGCGUCGACUACGACGCACGAGGGUGGCGGAGACGCGGACGACAAUCACGAUGACAAAGAGAAGGACGUGGCUUGGUCGACCUUAUUUGUGCAACACGGCGGACUGCGACAUCUGUUCGACAUCUUUAUGUCAGGCUGUCUGGAGCAGGGAGACGGCAGCGAAUGGCAGCAAGACUGCCUGGCCAGUUUGCUGAAGCAGCUUUGUCAUCUUGGCGUCGUGAAGGAGGAGAAGAAACGCAACAAAGCAGACAAGCAGCCGUUGCUGGUGCCCAAACUCAGUGAGGCAAUGCUGAGAAUGAUGAAUGUCGACACUGUUAUGCCGAGAAUUACAAGCAUUCUGAAUGACGCUUCGCUGCCGCUCGAUCCGAAUCACUACAAAACGGGACUUUUCGGCCGAUCUCAGGUGAUACAUUACGCUAUGGCUUUGUUAGUUUGUUGGGUGCAUAGCAAUCCGGCCGUCAGGCAGUAUCUGUUCUCCUCGUCCGAGCCGUUCGGGAAAACCUGGCUGCGCAGAUUGUUGCUGGAGGAUCCCGAGCCGGCGGUGAGACGCGAAGUCUGUACAGCUUUGUACAGAUUGUGUUUAGGAACUACCGGCGAAGACAAUUCAGACAAUUCGGACCAAUUGCCAGGAUUAAUAGUGCCCAUGUUGAACACCUUGUUGGAGCAUCUCGUGAUCGCCGAAGCUAUGCAACCUUCUCAUCGCAAGCCGGAUUUACCGCUGCACUUGCAUCCUGCUCUGGACGACGGAAAAGAACCCUACGGGCCAGCUUGUAAGGACUAUUUCUGGCUGGUUUGUCGCCUGGUGGAUUCUCUCCCGGACGAAGCGAUUCGUGACAGUUCGACGGACGAGACUUCCGGCACAACCAUCGAUCUCGAAACACUGGCUAUUCGCGUGAUCGACUCCGUGCUCAACAGAGAACAUCUGGAGACGCGGCAUAACACAGUGGAAGACGACGCCCUGGUCGGGUUGCUUAAUCUCACUUGCAACAUAAUGACGCACAAUCCUCCGUGCAAACAAGGCAAGAUCGGACAAAAUCUGCUGAAUCAGGUAUUUGACUUUCUGUUUGCGCUACCGAGUCCGAGAAGCAAGCACAUGCCCAAGUGCAAGAGCCAAGCGUCCAGAUCGGCUGCUUUCGACCUUCUGAUGGAAUUGGUGAAGUCGGCGCCCGACAAUUACAAGAUACUGCACGAAAAGCUGCUCGCCCAACAUCGUCCAGGACCGCAUUCGCCGUAUCCGUGGGACUAUUGGCCUCACGAGGACGGACGUUCCGAUUGCGGAUACGUGGGCUUGACAAAUCUGGGCGCGACUUGCUACAUGGCCAGUUGCAUGCAACAUCUGUACAUGAUGCCGCAGGCGCGCGUCUCCAUACUGGGCGCGGAUUGCAGCCGAGCGAACAAGCAUCAGCUAACUCUGCGAGAACUGCAAAGAAUGUUCGCUUAUCUGUUGGAGUCGGAGAGAAAAGCAUACAAUCCUAGAAGCUUUUGUCGCGUGUACACAAUGAAUCACGAGCCUCUGAACACAGGCGAGCAGAAAGACAUGGCCGAGUUUUUCAUCGAUCUCGUGUCCAAACUGGAAGAGAUGACGUCCGAUCUGAAGAAUCUGGUCAAGACGUUGUUCUGCGGCGUGAUAUCCAACAACGUUGUUUCCCUCGACUGCGAACACGUUAGCAGAACACUGGAGGAAUUCUAUACCGUCCGAUGUCAGGUGGCAGACAUGAGAAAUCUUUACGAGAGUUUGGACGAAGUUACGGUUAAGGACACGUUGGAGGGCGAUAACAUGUACACGUGCUCGCAAUGCGGCAAGAAAGCGCGAGCCGAGAAACGAGCGUGCUUCAAGAAGCUGCCGCAUAUAUUGUGCUUCAACACGAUGCGCUACACUUUUAACAUGGGCACCAUGCUGAAAGAGAAAGUCAACACGCACUUUAGUUUCCCACUUAGACUUGACAUGUCCGGUUACGUCGAAAAGAAGCUCAUGCCGCAACACUAUCAGGACGAGAAGAAAGCGGCGUCCGAGAAGAGAAAGGCCGAAACGGACGGACAUCCGACGUCCUUGUUGGUGGACGACGAGGAGGAGGAGGAGAUGGAACAUUAUCAGUACGAUUUGAUCGGCGUGACCGUGCACACGGGAACGGCGGACGGCGGGCAUUACUACAGUUUUAUCAGAGAUCGCACGUCACCCAACAAGGAUAAGUGGUUCCUGUUCAACGACGCCGAAGUUAAGCCGUUCGAUCCGAAUCAGAUCGCGGCCGAGUGUUUCGGCGGCGAAAUGACCAGCAAAACGUACGAUUCGGUGACGGAUAAGUUCAUGGAUUUCAGUUUCGAGAAGACCAACUCGGCGUACAUGCUGUUCUACGAGUGGUGCGCCGAUCCCGGCGAGCAGACGAAGGAAGAAGAGGCCACUGUCUCGAGUCCUACGGCCGAUAAUACCGAUCAAACCAACAACACCGGUCGAUCAUCGACCUCGCUGGUGCGCAACAAUAUGAACAAGUUGCCGCCGUUAGAACUUAACAAGGAGCUCGAGGAUUGGAUCUGGCAAGACAACAUGCACUUUUUACAGGACAAGAACAUAUUCGAGCACACCUACUUCGGUUUUAUGUGGCAGAUAUGCGGCUACAUACCGCAGACGUUGCUCUCCGUGCAGCCGGACAUCACGGAAAUGUCCGCCGAAUUGUCCACGUCGUUCUUCAUGGAGACGUUUAUUCACGCGAAGGAAAAACCGACUAUGGUGCAGUGGGUGGAACUGCUGACGAAGCAGUUCAACGGCUCGGCCGGUGCGUGCGCGAGAUUUCUAGAGCGGAUGGCUGGCGAUUCGUGGUGGCCUAUUCAGAUUCUAGUCAAGUGUCCCAAUCAGAUGGUCAGACAGAUGUUUCAACGGCUAUGUAUUCACGUGAUUCAACGAUUGCGAUCUACUCAGGCGCCGCUGUAUCUUCUGUGCGACGAGGAGAACGAUGUUAACACCGUCGGCACGCGAUCUUGCGUCACGCGAUUCGUCAGAAUGUUACUGUCGCUCAUGGAACACGCUAAACAACACCUCAAGCAUCUCACCGAGUACUUCACGUUUUUGUACGAGUUCAGCAAAAUGGGCGACGAUGAGGCUGUCUUUCUGAUCAGAGUUCAGGCCAUCUCUACUAUGGUGAACUUCUAUCUCGGACACAAGACGCACGAAUUCGUUGACGCGAUCAGCGAGGAGGAAGAAGAAGAGGAGAUCGUGACCGUGCCUUCGGAGAAACUCCGACCUGCCUCUUUGGACAAGAUGAUCACGCUGAUAGCGUAUCUGGUCGAGCGCAGCAGAGGACAGGAUCACAGACUGGCUUUGUCGCCGGCGGAUCUGAGCGCAGUCGCGGGCGGCAAAGGCUUUCCUUUUCUUUAUCAACAGACGCGAGAUGUCAUAAAUCUCGCUCAGACCAGAAACUUGAUCCAAUCGUUGUGUCGUUGGAACGACAGACUAGCGAUACACAUCGUUACUAUGAUAUUCCAGGCGAUAAUGAAACAUACUGACGUUUGUCAGCCGUUCUUUAAGCUGCUGACGUUGCUGACGGAAAGCACGGGGUUGAGCGGAUUGCCAUGCAUGACUCAGCUGAUUCUAAGUCGAGUGUGGGAAGCAGCUAGAGUCGCUCCGCACGGCGCUCUCGAGUGGUUGGCGCUUGCUGUUACGAGAAGCAAAUUGGCCCACGCUUGGGUGCUGCAAGGACUCGACAACUGGCUGCAACACUUUCUUCUCGAGCACUCCAAUCAAAGAGUCCGUUCGGCAGCAGCCUUUCUCUUGGUAUCUUUAGUUCCGUCUCCGCACUUCAGACAAGGUUACCGCACCUCGCAUCGCGUCAAUCUGGCUUGCAACUCCUCCAGAGAGCUACAACUGUCGUCGGAAGCUACUCUGAUACUGCAUCAAAUAUACACGGCGCUUCUGAGAUUGUUGCAACCCGCGCGCAAUUUCAUCGACAUACAGACUCACGGUACAAUGAAGCUCACUGCCUACUUCGCUCUACUCACGUAUUGCGCGGUCAGCAAGACCGAAAAGUUAAUGUUCAGCCAGUAUCUCAACGACUUGUGGACGCUUUUCCAUCCGAAACUAUCGGAACCGAGCAUUCCCGUGCAUCAUAACAAGCAAGCGGUCCUCCUGUUCUGGUACCACGUUUGCUCCGAUUGUCCAGAGAACGUCGCGAUGAUACUUCACAAUUCUCAUAUAACCAAGAAUAUUGCAUUUAAUUACAUACUAGCUGAUCACGAAGACCAAGAUGUGGUGCUGUUUAACAGAGUUAUGUUACCCGCUUAUUACGGCCUCUUAAGACUUUGCUGUCAACAGUCGCGCAGCUUCACAAGACAGCUGGCUGCGCAUCAGAAUAUUCAAUGGGCUUUCAAGAACAUUACUCCUCAUCCUACACAGUAUUCAACGGCGGUGGAAGAAUUGUUUAAACUGAUGCAACUGCUGGUUGCGAGACAUCCCGAUCAAACGGAACAGGAAGAGGCAGAUAUCGCAUCCUUUAGAAGAGGCACAUUGUCUUCUUACUUACAAGGACUUGACGGUCGUUCGUGUUGGGCAACUCUCAUUUCUGCUUUUCGAAUUCUCAUCGAGUCGGAUGACGAUCGUUUGUACGUCGUUUACAACGGCGGUUUGAAUAUGGCCCUCGAAGCGUUUCACAUGUUGCAUAUCAUGUAUCACGAGGCAACAGCGUGUCACGUUGCCGGCGAUCUCACAGAGUUGAUCGCCAUCAUUGUCGAACUCGUGCGCUGUGUUCGCACGGCGCGAGACGGACCGGACGCCAGAAACAUUAUAAUCAACUCCAAAGAAUGGCCUGACGCAUUGCGAAAACUUGCGACGCUGUUGAACACGUACAAUCCACCGGACAUGAGAAACUUGGCUAUAGAUCUUUUGAAGGAAUUCGUCAUGCUCGUUCCUUCCGAAGCAAUAAUGGCGUUAGCCCCAUUACUCUCACACUGCCACGCGGCUCUUCAGGAGUCCCAUGCGGCUGUCCCGCCUGGACCUUAUCUUCCGCGAAGGUCCACUCCGCCCGGAAAGCUGGCCACCCGACCUACCAGGCCGAUGGUUCAGAUGGCGGUGUCGCAAUCUCAGUUGGAAACGUCAAAAGGAGUAGAUCCGGAGUACGAUAACGCUUUGCUUGAGUUUUAUUUGCCGUAUCACGAGCUGAUAGACGUCAUGUGCAGAUUAGCGAUUAAUCACGACUGUAUGACAGAGUCGUUAGUAAAUUUAAGCGCUAUGCUUGGAUUCGAAGGUGUACCUUUGCACUUGCCCCUGUUCCCGAGACUGUGGUUAGACGUGCACGCCGCCACACACUUAGACAGAAAGCACAUCACGUCUCUCCUUUGUUCUUCCUACACAGUUGAUUACGUCGAUUCUGUGUUACUUGACGAGAGAUCGUCGUUGGGAGUUCCAGCGAUACAUUCUUUUCUCAAGACUUUCUUCCCGAAGCUAGCCAAUCACGUGUUGACCGAGCAGACGUGUCUGCUCAUCGACAAUCUGGUCAGUUCGCUAACGGCGAAGGUAGAAGCGGUUGACGUGGAAGCCUCGGCGCACAGAUUAACCGGCGAUCUGCGCGCUCUGGCACUCGUUUACAGCAGUAGCACAAGACUGAAACCACCUGCCAGCCUGUUGCCGGCUCUAGAGACUCUAUUGUCGAGAACUCGAACUAUUACGGUGAAGGAUAACUGUUCCUCAUCGGAAGUGGAAACGUCUUCCAAGAGACGUAAGUUGUGCGGCGACAGUGAAACGUCCGAUAAGGAUUUAUGCGCGCCGGCAAAGGACGUCGAUAUGGAGAACAACGUUUCCGAGGCGGAGGUCGACAAGACCGACACGGCGAACGACGCUUCCGAUUCCGGGGACGACAAGGCCGCCAGGCACAAAUCGUCGGGCAAUAGUCAAGCGGAGGCGAUUGCCACAAGCGGCACCGUGUCGCCGCCAAGUCUGGUCACGACCUCCAACAGUUGUACAAAUCAAUUACGCUCGUCGGCCAACGUGUCGUGGCUUGAGAUGCUCGAAAAGACUAUCGUCGAUCUCCAAACGAUCGUGCAAGUGCAAAGCAAGAACAAUUGAAACUGUAAUCGUGUAAAACGACAGAGUGCGCGAUGAUGCGGAUCGUGUAUUAGGUAAACGUCAGACGAAUUUGAUCGAUCAGUUCUACGACGUGUAAUUGUGUGUGUGAUCUUUGUGGCGCCGAUAGAGAGAGAGCGAAGUUUAACGGUGUGUUUUUAUUUUUUUGCGCUCGUUUAAAAAAAAAAAAAAAAAAAAGUCACAGAUCCAACUUGCGUAAUACAAUUAGUAUAUAUAUAAUAAAUCAUUAUAUAUAUGUACAUGUAUAUGCGUCUCUCAAAACCGCGAUUUACUUUUUGGAUAUACGUAGGAGGAUAAGGUAUUUUCAUUACUCGAUUUGUUAAGUUAACAUUAAAACAAAAAAAAACAAAAAGCCGUACAUUACAGUCGUAUAUCUGACCCGAAGUUUUUCGUCUAAAAGUAAAAAAUAAGAUAACGUUUGUUAGUGCUGUGAGAUAGAUUACUUCAUCAUUUUUUGUCUCUUGGCAAUGGGGAAAAAAAAAAAAACAAACAAACAUAAUGCGUGCACUUGAUGCGUGCAAUAACGUAACCUAUCCAGUAUUCAAGAAAGCGCAAUUGUGACUGAUAGUAAAUUUUAAGAUGAAUCCUGCGGCACUCCUCGCGCGACGCUCGCACAUCUUGUGAAUUGUGUGUGUGUGUGUGCGUGACGUCGGAGGCGAGAUAAUUUAAAAACGAUCUGUCGAAUUGAAAGUGAGUUCGCGCGAAAAUCAAGGUUGCAACUUUGAUGUGUGUACUUUCGCCUCCGACCUCACCCCCCUGACGAUCGAGCGAGUGUCGAAGAGGUCGUCGAUAAGAAAAAAAAAAAAAACAAAAACAAACAUCGCUAUCGAGAUAAAAAUAAACUACGUUUACGCCGCAAAUUUAUUUCUACACGUGCUCUUCUUACCGCGUGUGUGUGUGUGUGAAAGGGAUCACAGGGUUUUUUAAGAAAUCAUUUGAGAAAAAAAUCGUUUAGGGAAACAAAAACAAAAAAAAGAACGAAUAAAGACGGUGAUGUUCGAUCAA